AUGUCCAAAUUCGCCAUCCUAUCCGCUUUUGUUCUGCUCUGCGCUCAGCUCCCCGGCGGACUGGCCAGCCCUGCCAUGGUGAAAAGGCAAGGGCACGAGCAAGGCCCCGUCGACCCGCCGGCGGCCCCCACCAAACCUAUCCAAGCCCGACAGGCAGUCGUCACUUCCGUCGUUGGGGGAGUCACCUCGGUUGUAGGGGGAGUCACUACUGUCGUUGGAGGAGUCACCUCUAUCGUCGGCGGCAUCCUCGCUGACGAACCAGUCGCUACCGCCACCACCGUUCUUGACCGUCGGGAUGGUGUCGCCAUCUCUGUUGGUGGAGAUAUCACUUUCGAUGGACACUUCACUGUUGAUACUGACGCUGCUGCGUCCAAAGCCGUCGAAGCUCAGGUCGCUGCCGUCACCUCUAUCGUUGGGGGAGUCACUUCAGUCGUCGGAGGAGUCACGUCCAUCAUCGGGGGCAUCCUCGCUGAUGAGUCUACCGCCGCGCCAUCUGCCACCGCCAUUGCUUCCAAAGCCGUCGAAGCCCGACAGGCCGUCGUCACUACUGUCAUUAAUGGAAUGACCUCUGUUAUUGGGGUCCUUGGUGAUGAAUCCACUGCCGCACCAGUAGCUACCGCCAGCGCUGUAGUCGAAGCUCGCGAUACCAUUGCCAUCUCUGUCGGUGGAGAUAUCAACUUCGAUGGACACUUCACCGUCGAUACCGAGACUGCUGCGUCCAAAGUCAUUGAUGCCCGAGAGGUUGUCGCCACCACUGUCCCCGUUGUCGACACCACUGUCCCUGUCGGACGUGACCUUGUCGAUGCAUCCGUUUCCGCUGCCGUGCCAGUUGCUACAGCAGAGCUCGAAGCCCGCCAGAACGCCAUUGCGGGACCCUUUGGGGGCGACUUCCCCAUCGAUACCGAGGGUGCUGCGUCCAAAGUCGUUGAAGCCCGACAGGUUGUCGCCACCACUGUCCCCGUCGGACGCGACCUUGUCGAUGCAUCCGUUUCCGCUGCCGUACCAGUCGCUACGGCAGAGCUCGAAGCCCGCCAGGGCGUGGUCAUCUCUGUCGGUGGAGGAGUUGCGGGAGCCAAUUUUGGAGGCCUCUUCACUGUUCAAUCAAGCGCGUUGCCGGCUGCUAAGACUGUUGAAGCUGAUGUCGCUGCUGUCACUUCGGUUGUAGGGGGUGUUACUUCUGUUGUUGGGGGUGUGACUACUGUUAUUGGUGGUGUUACUUCUGUCCUCGGAAGGGCCGUGCCUACGCCCCCAGCUCAGCAUUGA
This is a messenger RNA of Desarmillaria tabescens, 1263 nucleotides long. RefSeq lists its product as uncharacterized. Lineage: Eukaryota; Fungi; Basidiomycota; Agaricomycetes; Agaricales; Physalacriaceae. The transcript has a single exon. Bases 1 to 1263 code for a protein of 420 amino acids. The record is from RefSeq and is a predicted model, not a curated record.